Messenger RNA from Polychytrium aggregatum, 1185 nucleotides. RefSeq lists its product as uncharacterized. Lineage: Eukaryota; Fungi; Chytridiomycota; Chytridiomycetes; Polychytriales. Gene Ontology annotation, molecular function: actin filament binding. Gene Ontology annotation, biological process: regulation of actin filament polymerization. Gene Ontology annotation, cellular component: cortical actin cytoskeleton; actin filament; site of polarized growth. The coding region runs from base 441 to 884 and encodes 147 amino acids. The transcript has 6 exons. The record is from RefSeq and is a predicted model, not a curated record.
GUCGACAGUAUACUUGUGCAUAUCGGCGGGCAUUAUCCCUCGCUGAUAACAUACUCAACAUUGCCCAGCAAUAUCACUCGCCGAUAUCCUUACCACUCAACAGCCAUCAACUCAACACAGCCAGCAAAUUAACACAACCAGCAACUUAACAGUAUCAAUGAGCAGUCGCCUCGGCUCGCCCCGCCGAUUGUUCUGCAUCGCCCGCCGUUCUCGCCAGACCUUCCAAUCGCAGAGUUCCCGUCCUUUGUUUGCUGCCCAUCGUCGUCGCUGUCGCUGUGGGGUCGGCCGGGGUCGUCUUGGCCUCGAUAUAUCCCCUCUCCGGCGCUGCCCGCCGCCGUCCCCCUUGCUUUGAUCCCAGCGCUGCAUCCAUCCGCCGUCCCGCCGAGCCGAAGCGACGCCGUCAACACUCUGCCUCCCCAUCUGUCCACUGAAUCCCUGCCAUGGUCGAAUUCCAAGGUGAUAUCGUCGCCGCCUACGAGGACGUUCGCAACGACAAGACCCCCACCAACUGGCUGCUCCUUGACUACAUCGAUGACAAGAGCGAUGUCCUCUUUGUCUCUGCCACCGGCGCCGGAGGGCUUGACGAGCUGCGAGAACAUCUGAAGCCCGAGAAGGCCUCGUUCGGCUACCUCCGAAUGACGAUUGGCAACGACGAGCUGAGCUUGCGCCAAAAGUUUGUUCUGAUUUCCUGGUGCGGUCCCCAAGUCAAGGUCAUGAGAAAGGCCAAGCUCGCCGUCCACAUCGCCGAUGUCAAGGGCAUCAUCAAGUCCUUUGCUGUCGAAAUUGCAGGAUCCACCUCCGAGGACUUGUCGGACAAGGAGGUCAAGUUGAAGGUCCAGAAAGCCAUGGGUGCCAACUAUGAUCGCCAGGCCUCGCAGUACUAGACUCAUCGAUGCCAAAUGCUGAAGUCGAUUGGCCGAAUGUGGGCGCGGAUGAGACGAGACCAACUCUCACCCUCUAUUUACGAUCCAAUUUUCAUGAACUCACCUUGCUCGAGCCACCUUGCCAUUUCGUUCGACAAUGGCGACUUUUAUCGCUCACUAUGUCUGCUCCGCCCUUGAUAUCGUCGUGUCAUCGCUUCUUGCCAGCCGCAUAAAAUACAUGGAAGUCCAGUUUGAAUCAUUGAUCGACUCUGAUUUGGCGUCGACAAGCCUUGGUCAAUUUAUCCAUGCAUCUCAGAACCGU